Messenger RNA from Closterium sp. NIES-67, 1088 nucleotides. The record is from the annotation of a GenBank genome assembly. NCBI's taxonomy places the organism in Eukaryota, Viridiplantae, Streptophyta, Zygnematophyceae, Desmidiales, Closteriaceae.
GGCAAGUUCUCUUCAAUCUCGCAGGACGGUUCGGUUCCCCGUCGCUGUCGUUCCGUGCUGUGCAUGCGGUUAGGAAGCAGCACGCCUACACCCACCCGGUUUCUGACAGAAUUCGUCGCUUCUUCCCGUUGCAUACUCGUACAUGGCCGUGGCUUGUGCGACUGAGUCGACUUCCAACAAGUACUUAUAUGGCACGUGAGACCAUCGCUUCAUUUAUCGCCGAAAUUUCUACGAGUUUUUUUACUGCUUACUAUUCAGCCCUCUAUUGUUCCCUUCAAACCCUCUUAAACACCUCAGAAACAUUUAAUACUCACCUAAAUAGUCCUUCCCUCGUCCACUCAACCCGUCGCGGCCGCCAUGUCGCUACUGCCGGCGCACAAGACGCGGCCCCUCGACUUUGGCGCAGUCCUGCUGCUACUUUUGGUGGCAGUUUUUGCGACCGAGAUGGCAGCAGCAUCUGAGCCGCCGGAGGUGACGGGGAAGCAGGAGAAGGACGUGACACAGCUGCAGAUAGGCGUCAAGUUCAAGCCCAAGAGGUGCAGCGUGACGGCACACAUCAAUGACCGAGUCAAGGUCCACUACAGGGGCUUCCUGACAGACGGGAAGCAGUUUGACAACACGUACGACCUGGACCAGCCAGUGCAGUUCCGCCUGGGCGCAGGCAGCGUCAUUAAAGGGUGGGAGAACGGUGUGCUGGGCAUGUGCAUGGGAGAGAAGCGCAAGCUCAAGGUGCCGCCGCACCUGGGAUACGGCGACGAGGGCCACGUGUACGGCAUUCCGCCCGGCGCGACGAUCAUCUUCGAGGUGCAGCUCGUGGGGCUGGAGAAGGCGCGCAAGAAGCGCGCGCGAGCGACGGCUUAGACUGGUCAUCAAGUCUCGGGCAGCGCGCGCGAGCUUGCUAGCUAGCUUUCUUGCAUGGCUAGUACUGAGCUACUAAGUUUUUUGACUCCGAUUUCAAGUACGGGUAGUAGGUUGGGGUUUCGUUUUUUAUAAUGUGAGUGUCAUUGUUAUGAAUUAAUCAGAGUAAUAACAGGUAGCGUAAUAAAGGAGUCGUGAUUUAAGUGUGUCAAUACAAAUGAGGGCCGAGG